Punica granatum (pomegranate) is the source of this 6120-nucleotide messenger RNA. The record is from RefSeq and is a predicted model, not a curated record. Lineage: Eukaryota; Viridiplantae; Streptophyta; Magnoliopsida; Myrtales; Lythraceae.
UUUCGCCAGGUCCAGCGGCCGAUCAUGCCCCUAUUUAUAUUCCGCCGGGUCCAGCGGCCGAUCAUGCUCCUAUUUAUAUUCCGCCGGGUCCAGCGGCCGACCAGACCCUAUUUGGAUUCUGCUGGGUCCAGCGGCCGAUCUGGCCCAUUUUGUAAUCCGCCGGGUCCAGCGGUCCCAUGGCUAUAGUCAAACAACAAUCACAAACACAAUCAGCUGCAACCAGGCCAUUACACAUCAUAAACCCACACCAAAUUCUUAUUCCCAAAUUAUCACCACCUCCGUAUACACAAAUACAAUUCCCAUCAUAUUCUCAAUUGAAUCACACUAUCAUCAUAUAUUUCUCACACGAUCCACAUACUCAAUCACACUGCAUAUCCCAAGUUAAGGUGAAUCACAAAUGGCCAUAUUGCUCAGAUCCGUUCACACAAUAUAGCAAUACCGAUUCCUUAAUUUAACUACCCCUACAUUCAUCUUAAAUAAUUUCUAUAAUUAUAACACAUGAUUUCACAAGGGAAUAGAGUAUUCACAUAUCAUACAUACAUACAUAUAUAUAUAUAUAUAUCAUUUCACAAUGGAAUAAAGUACUCACCGACAACUUCAAGAAAGAUAGCUCACUGGGUUGAGCCUUCAGAGUACAAGAAUUCAGUCUCCUCGAUCCCUAUCCAUUACGAUCAUAAGAAUAUCACCAAUAUGCAAAAUAAUAUCAUAAUACACAUGUUGAUUAUGUCAAACAGCUUUUCCACUUUAAAUAAAGGUGAAAAAUACUUUAAUGAACAAGUCCUCCAUUAAUCCACUAAUGAGAACAUUAAAAAUAAAACUUCUUCUACCCCAUGAUCUCUCACAGAUUUCAUCUUCAAAAAAUUCAAUAAGAAAAGCUCCUUGCAACAUUACAACCCAUACGCAACUUCCACUUCUCGAAUCACCAUUCGAACACCUUUUUUUUUUAUAUAAAUUUACUCAACUCAACAAUAGGAACUUAUCCAAGGUUCUCCUUCACCAUUAUUAAUCACACCGUACAACCUCCCCUCCUUGCAUUCUUGCAUGACACGUUUCUCUUCAUCUCGUCAAGCAACCCCAUGAGACAUAAAGUCAAUAUCAAUAGUUUUAUCCCAGUCAUAUUACUUACCAUUCAAUAAUGAUUAAUUUGGAAGGAAAAUGCCGGAAAUCAUGUUAAUGAGUGAAUGACAACAAAAACAUUGCUUCUGUUCCAAGCGAUACUUCCUUAAAUUUAAGUGACCUCAAUGCAUUAGACCCAAAAUCAUCUUUUCCAUGAGCAAAUCUCAUAUUGCAGCAGAAUAAUAGAACAUUCAGAUAAUACCCGAUAAACCUAGGCUCAUGACAAGCAACUAAUGUAACUCGUUCAACUUGUCCCUAAUUCACUCACCUCAACUAAAUCCACAAAACUUCAUAUCAUCAGCAGGAGCUCCAAUUAAACCAAGAAUCAGAAUUCGAACCUCGUGUGAAUCGGAUAAAACGCCUAUCGUUCUUGGAGAUCAUUUUGAGUUUAAAAUCUUGAUGAUGCUCUUAACAAGUAAUCAGAAACAUGAUUCAGCUAAGUCCAAGGUAAUGCCUCGAGGUCAUCGACUGUCAAAAGUAGAGCUCCCACAUAAGCUACCUUAUGAUCAUCAAUUUCAUCUUGUUUGUAAUUUCAAACAAUAACAGAUCAGCAAGGCUCUUAGACAGAUAUAAACCCACCCCUAUAGCAAUUUCACAAUUCUUAUGCUUCAAUUUAGAUAUUGAUAUUAAAACUAAGAGCUAGGAAUUGCACUUACGGUGGCUCGAGUUUAAGGGUAACCCAUGCUGUUACCUCUCCUUGGACAGAGAUAGGAAUACACAUUGAGAAAGGGACCAUGCUUCAGUUCGAUCUCCGAAUCUCUCUCUCUUUCUCGAUCGAGCUUUUCCUCUUCGACCUCUAUCUCUCUCUCUCGUUCCCUCAUGCUCUGUUUCCCUUUUUUCUUUUUUUUUUCGUUUCCCCCUCCUCAGUUGAAACAGAGCAGAACUAGAAGGAAAAAGAAAGAAGGGAAUGGCGGUGGGAAAAUGGGGUGGUCUGCAAGACCACGUGGAGCCCAUUCAACCUUUUCUUUUCUUUUUUUUUCGGCUCCAGCAACGUGUAUGAUAUAUAUAUAUAUAUAUAUAUUUAUGUAAGCAUGUAAGUAUAAAUAUAUGUUCUCUAUUUGAAAUUAAAAUGUCAGGUCUCACAGUACUUGCUUGUUCGCUUGGUUGAAUCACAUUCAUGCAUUGCACGAGUAAACUGCAGAGGAGGAGGAUACGUCCAAGUCCAAGACACCAAAGAGGACAGUUGACGUCGUUUGGGAGGUGUUCUGUGGAGAUCACAUGGACCACGACGACUCCUCUCCUGUUUCCCUCUCCAUCUCCCACGACCGCCUUGCCCAGGUCCGCAUGAUGGAAGAGGCUCUCCGCUUUGCCUCUAUUCCUUCAGUGGAGGAGGAUCCGUUCAAGUCCAAGACGCCAAAGAGGAUAGUUGAUGUUGGGUGCGGGACAGGCGGCGGAUCCGUAUACCUUGCCAUAAAAUUUGGAGCUAAAUGCUGGGGCAUCACCCUCAGUCCCUUCCAGGUUGAGAAGGCCAAUGCGCUUGCCUUAUCGCAGGGUUUAUCUGGCCAGGUUUCCUUUCUAGUUGGAGAUGCUUUGUCGCUGCCAUUUCCUGAUAGACAAUUUGAUUUGGUUUGGUCAAUGGAGAGUGCAGAACACAUGCCUGACAAAACACAGUUUCUCGAUGAAUUAUUAAGAGUUGCAGCCCCAGGGGGCUCAACUAUCUUUAACGCAAUGUGCCAUAGAGAUCUCAAGGCCGACGAAGAUUCCCUGCAGUCGUGGGAGAAAGAGAUUCUGGACAAGUUUCAUAAAGAUUAUCACCUCCCUUUGUGUUCUAGAGCUGAUUAUGUCAAAUUACUCCAGUCCCUUCCUGUCGAGGACGUUAAGACAGCAGACUGGACUCAACAUAUUGCCCCGUUUUGGACGGCAGUGCGGCGUUCUGCAUGGACAUGGAAGGGCCUCACGACUCAGUUGAGAAGGGGUGACUUUUCUUUUGCAGCCAUUUUUAACAUGGGGCCAUCCCAUCCCAAUCCCGCUAUCAAUUCCUCUAGCAGAAUUUCCAGACUAGUACAUUCACUCGACCCUCCAUUUUUAACAUCGAUCAAGCGUCUCAUACCGGUCCCACCAUCAAUUCAAGAUUUCUCUCAUUACCAAGAAUUGUAAUCUUACUGUCACCACCCGAAAUUUCAAUUGAAUUUCCCAUAUAUUUCCCUGAUAUCCAUUAUCACAUAACUAUUCACAUAAAUCUGGCUUUCCAUAGACUCCCAAAAAUAUAAAACCAAUCGAGCGAGCUCUAAUAUGAAUAUACAUCUCAAAAGAGAGUAAUUUUCUUUUCUCAACCACAUUACUAAACCAAACUAAACAAAAAUUUCAGGUCGUAACACAUUCAAUAUAUAUAUACAGAAAGAAUACUUAUCAAAUAACUAAGGUCCCUACCUAGUACUCCGAGCUGAUCCCCGAUAUCAAAAGAGUUCUCAUGUGCUGCUAAUCUAGCUCCUAACUCAUCUGAAAAAUAUAUGCAGAGUGUGAGCUGCAUUUCAGUGAGUACUAUAUUUUAAAGCAAAAUGAAUUAUUAUUAAAUAAAUAUUUAACCGCUAAGAACCCAAUCAUUCAAAUAAACAAUACAAUCACAUACAAUCCAACUAUCCGCUCACUCGCACACUUAUACGAUGUAGAUAUAUAUAUAUAUAUAUAUAUAUAUAAUAAUUUUUAUCCAAUAUAGUAACUCAAUUUAAGUCCUACUAACAAAUACACACAACUCUUCCAACCAUUUCUUUAAUAUCCAAUAGCACAUAAACAUCAAAUAUCCAUUUAUUUAGCAUUUCAUAAAAAGUCACUACACAAUGACUUAACAAAUCAAGUUUCAGCAACAACACGAUUUUCACAAAACAAUCUGAGACAAUUUCAACAAUCAUCACAUCUCCAACAAUCAGACCAGACAAUCAAUAUACAACACAACAAAUCAAUAUGGUCAUAGGGCGCAUUUCUUCGCAACCGCGUUAUAACUGGUACAGUGAAUCUGCACUUCAUCUUAAAAUCUUCAUUACUCACCUCACAACUUCUCAUAACCGGGGGCCACCCAUUAUCAAAUCUCCAACCUAACUUCUCUCUUAUAUCCCGUUGGAUCAGUGGUCUAGGCGUCAAUUUUAUAUCCCGCCGGUUCAGCAGUCUAGGCAUCCAUUUUAUAUCCCGCCAGAUCAGCGGUCAACCACACCCCCAAUCUUAUUCUGCUGAGUCUAAUAGUCCCAUGGCUUGGCUAUAACAAUUAAACAAUAUCAAUAUGCACCAGCACAAUCCCAAUGAUAUUACAAUGGUAUCAUAGUAUCAUCACAUAUCUCAUACACAAUCAACAUGCACAAUCACACUGCAUAUCUCAAGUAAAAAUGAAACAUAAGAGGGCAAUAUCUCUCAAAUCCUUUCACACAAUAUAGCAAGACCAAUUUUCUUAAUCUCUAACUAUCGCAAUAUUCUUCUUGAAUAAAUUAUAUAACUAUAAUACAUCAUUUCACAAGGGAAUAGAGUACUCACAUAUCAUGUAUAUAUAUAUAUAUAUAUAUAUCAUUUCACAAUGGAAUGAAGUACUCACCUAACACGAAAAAUGAUUCACCAAGCUUGACCUUCAGGGUGCACAAUCGAUAUCCUCAGCUCCUAUCAAUCAUGAGUAUAGUCUGAAAACAAGUUAUGCCUAACAAUCAUUUUCUCCACUAAUUCUCAUGCUAAAUCAUCCCGCAAUGGCCUUGGAGGAUCAACGAAGCUAGAACAUAAACACAACAAUAGCACUAGCCACCAAACACUCCAUAUAAGGCAACAACAAAAUUCUUAUUAUUAGAUUCUUACUCUAGGUAAUUUAUCAAGAUUAUUGAUCCAUCAUAACGUGCAUAUAUAUUGAGAACGAUUCAAACUAACUAGAUCAGCCCACAUAUCCUAAAUAUCCAAAGAAAAUAUUCUCAUCAUACUUAAAAAAAAAAAGUAAAUGUCAAAACCAGACUAGCUUAGACGACGACACUUAGAUCAACGAACGGAAUUAAUUCUAGAUCUCCUACUUUAUUUCUUUAUUUUAUCACUAAUGAGACAAGCUCCUAUAAGUUUCCAUAUGUGCAUAUUAAUAAGGUUAUAAGCACAAGAAUAGUGUAAGUAAUCAUAUUCCUUUACUAAUAAUUCGUUCCUCCUAAUAAUAAGAUGCCGAACAACACCUUUUUGGCCUCAACAAUAAAUAAAUCACCAAUUCACUCUAAUAGCUAACUACUUAAUUUUCCUAAGUUUUUCUAAUGAAAUUACCUAAACUUCUAAAAAGAAAGACCAGCAAUGUCUAGCACCUAACCUAUCAAUAACUAAACGGAAUUCAAGCUCAACUCCUGUCUUAAGCGUGACUAACAAUAAAGGAUUAGAAAACAAGCAGAAUCUGAAGUUCCUCAAUUCCAAAUUUAGCAAAUUUCCCACCGAAAAGAAUAAGAAAACAAUUCAUCCACCAUUACCAUCUCCAACAAAACAACACCAAUAAUCAUCAAGAAAUAAUUCUUGGAUAACUCAGAAAUUCUUCACUAGGACAAUUGGUGGAUAACCGAAAAUUUUCACUAAAAAGGACUCGACAAAAGAAAAAAAUUGUCGGAUGGGCAACCAAGUGAGCGCAUGUUGAUGAGCUAAACGUACCAAGACGAAGCUUCUACCACCAGAAAUCACUCUCUGAAGUUUCAUAGAAAACGGGUAACAACUCACCUUCCGAUCGACCCUGAAGCACCCCUUCACUUACCUGUUUCUGCAGAAUUUCAACUCUGCAGUCGCACCUCUGUUUCAGCUCUGUAUCACCACUUCCCGGCUCUAUUCUAUUCACCCCUCUUCAUCAAGUCUUGUUCUCUCUCUCUCUCGUGCCCUGUUUCUCUUCUUCCUCCCCCACCCCCACCCCCCACCCCCCCGGCAGAAACAGAACAGCACCAGAAAGAAAAAGAAAGAACUCAAUGGCGGUGGAAACGGGGGGAAAUUUGGGCCAUGUCGAGCCCAUGCCUCCAUUCUCUUUUUUUUUUUUUUUUCCUUUCCUUCUCCAGCAACUUAUAUUAUAUAUAUAUAUAUAUA